AUGCAACACAGAGUCAGCAAACCAAACAAGCGCAAGCGUACAAUCGUCAAAGUGCCAAAGGCUUUGUUCUCGGAGAGCACGCGCCAGAUCAAGAAUGCUGUCACAGAUGCGCUUUCUCUGACUUCAUUUUUCGCUACCAGCAACAUCGAUGCCACACUUACAACCAACAUGAGGGAAUCUCUGACUGUGUGCAAGCACGCACUAGAGAGCCUCCAAGCCGGAUCUGAAAGCAUGAUCGAAACUGAUGCCGAUGCCAUCGUCAAGAAGCUCAUCAGCAAAGUCAUCAUUCGCAAAACCGACACUCUGAGCGAAGACGAUGCCAUCCAAGAGCUCCUCGGCUUCGGAGAUGCGGGCAGCGACCUCGAAGAGACCAUUACCAACAUCGUGCUGCAGAAUGUCGACACCAUCUUCACCAAAGCUAUUAGAGGUAUCUUGGAGGAGAAGAUCAAGGAGAAAGUCGAUCUUGCAGUGUUGGAAAUGGUUGAGAACGUCCACAAGGAGAAUAUCGAGACAGUCAGAGCUCAGUUGCAGCAGGGAGAUGAGGAAGACGAGGAUGAAGAUGAUUGA
Aureobasidium subglaciale EXF-2481 is the source of this 567-nucleotide messenger RNA. RefSeq lists its product as uncharacterized. The transcript is spliced from 2 exons. The record is from RefSeq and is a predicted model, not a curated record. Bases 1 to 567 code for a protein of 188 amino acids. NCBI's taxonomy places the organism in Eukaryota, Fungi, Ascomycota, Dothideomycetes, Dothideales, Saccotheciaceae.